AUGAGGGCUGGAAGCUGGUGGAAUCCCCUGUUGCUGCUGGUCUCCCUGGUUUUGGUGAUCAAUUUGGCCCAUUUUCAGAGGUGGGAGGGCUUCCAGGAGAAGCCCAUGAGCAAGCAAAACAUGAAUGGAACACUCAAUUUUUUAAUUCAGAGCUACAACAAUAUCAGCAAUGACAGCUACUUAUUUCGAAUUGACAAGCUACUUCGAACUCAGAUGCAGUUGACAACUGGAGUGGAGUAUAUAGUAACUGUGAAGAUUAGCCGAACCAAAUGCAAGAGAAAAAGCAUGAAAAAUCAUUCCUGCCCCAUUCAAAGCAAGAAAAAGCUAAAAAAGAGUUUCAUUUGUGAUUUUUUGAUAUACACUGUGCCUUGGAUGAACUAUUACCAACUCUGGAACAAUUCUUGUCUGGAAGGCUAA
Molecule: messenger RNA, 417 nt
Organism: Orycteropus afer afer
Lineage: Eukaryota; Metazoa; Chordata; Mammalia; Tubulidentata; Orycteropodidae
Gene: CSTL1
Product: cystatin like 1
Exons: 3
Coding region: 1-417 (138 amino acids)
Molecular function (GO): cysteine-type endopeptidase inhibitor activity
Source: RefSeq, a predicted model, not a curated record